Messenger RNA from Ostertagia ostertagi, 330 nucleotides. The record is from the annotation of a GenBank genome assembly. NCBI's taxonomy places the organism in Eukaryota, Metazoa, Nematoda, Chromadorea, Rhabditida, Trichostrongylidae.
GAUCAGCGCAAUAACUUAGCAACGGUCUCCGCCUAUUUCGACGUUUGGUGGUUGGACGAGUUCCUCGUAUGGAAUGCCACUGACUACGGUGGAAUCGGAAAAGUUUUUGUGCCGAUGAAGUGGAUAUGGAAACCUGAAUUCUACAUGUAUCACAGUGUUUAUGGAAGAGUGCCAGAAUACGCUCCAGAUGCACCGGCCGAGAUUCGUGCCGAUGGACGUGUUCGCAUGUUUGUCUCCAUUUCGUCCAAGAGUUUUUGUCCGAUCAACUUCAAGCGUUUCCCUUUCGAUUCGCAAACGUGUUCAUUCUCGGUUUGUUUUCACACUUCAUAG